Messenger RNA from Anoplophora glabripennis (Asian longhorned beetle), 741 nucleotides. RefSeq lists its product as uncharacterized. The transcript is spliced from 2 exons. NCBI's taxonomy places the organism in Eukaryota, Metazoa, Arthropoda, Insecta, Coleoptera, Cerambycidae. The coding region runs from base 1 to 741 and encodes 246 amino acids. The record is from RefSeq and is a predicted model, not a curated record.
AUGGCCCCAAAAAUAGACUGGUCUCGCGAAGCAACAAAAUGGUUGAUUGAACUCUAUGAAAGUCAUCCUUAUUUAUAUAAAACUACUCACGCUGAUUAUAAAAAUACAACGAAGAGGGUAGCAGCUAUUAAAUUGAUAAAAAAUGCAUUAGAAGAAAGCAAGUUAAUAGAAAAUGUCACAGAGGAAGAAGUAAAUAGAAAUAUUCAUGGCUUGAGAUCUCAAUAUUUUAUGGAACUCGCAAAACUUAAAGCAAGCUAUACAAGUGGAAGUGGUACAGAUGACAUAUAUCUACCUAAAUUAUGGAGUUAUCAGUUAUUAUCUUUUUUGAAGGACUCUGCUCCGGUAAGGGAGUCGAUAUCCAAUUUAGAUGAAAAUACAGAGAUUACUGAAGAUGGCCCUCAAAAAGACCAAGAAAACAGUGACAUAGUAUUUGAUGGCUUCGUAGAAGAUCUGGAUAAUUUUCAGUAUGAAACUGAUUCGUCAGCGACCCCAUCAACAUCACGGCCAUCGACAGCAGUGCGAAGAAAACGUCGCUGUACAUUACAAACGAAAGCUAUGUCUGUAAUAGAACAUGCAUCAGAAGUAUUAGCAUCUACAGUGAAAAAAAGUAAUGACAUAUGUGCAUUUGGAUAUACAAUAGCUACAGAAUUAGGCGAAAUUAAAAACCCUCAUAUUUUACGGGAAACAAAAAGACACAUAUUUAAUUUAGUAAUAGAUGCCCAAGAUAAUGAUUCAAAUUAA